CAUGUAUAGAAGGGCCGAGCAUGAGCAUGAGACACACACACGUCGACCUCGCGUCGGUCCUCGCAGAACCAAACCCUCAAAUCGACCUAAGACUCUCCGCGUAUGAGAUAUCGACGGGCAAUUUCCUCAAGGCCGUCACGCACUACACCAGCCGUGCCAUCGCUGAGAUUACGAAGCACAGAACUGCACAAGAAGCUGACAAGAGGCGGCUCGCUGAGAGGAUCCAAGCAGUAGAGGCGGAGACAAACCAAUGCAAGCUAAGGGAGAUCGAGUUGCUGGCAGUUCUCAGCAAGGAGCAGGAAGAACGGAGAGAUUCGGAGCAGUCCGUUUCUGUGCUCAAGCACCAACUCGCAUCCAUACGCGAACAAUGUGCUGUUAUAGAUGCAGAGGUUGAACAAUAUCGUGCAAUCGCUUCAAACCUUCGACGAGAAAGACAGCGUGAGGAGGAUAUCCUCCGUACCCACGCGGCGGAAGUGGCAACGGAGUUCGCGGCUUACCAGUCGUGCUUAUGCUGCCACAUAGAGGGAGUUGAAGCCGACCAGCUUCUCAUACGCUUCUCGCAUGUGGACGAAGCUAAUCCAGAUAGAGAAUUCAGCUUUGUUCUUGACGUUGCAGCUCCAUCAUACAACGUGAUCACCACCACACCCCCUCUCCCCACCUUGCCCAUCCUCUUGAAUGAUCUCAAAGAAACGGGGAACAUAUAUCGCUUUAUUAAACUUAUGCGCAUGGCAUUUUCCGAAUCUCUACACUCGCGUUCCUAAAGUGUCUCGUGUGGUGGUGACGUUCCAGAAGUCUACGGAUUUAUCAUUCUUCAUUGUCUACCACCCAACCAGUCUUGUCCCUAACUCCACCAGUGCUACCUAGCUUGACCUUGGUUUUCGCCUUUCUUCCUCCGAGUUCUUUGUACAUCUCUCGCAUCUCCACUUUACUGGGGCGACUCUGCUCUUCAUCUUCGAGUCUCCACCUUUCUUCGUUCCUCUCCUUUGGUGUUUGGUAGCCCCUCCUCGAUGGUGAAGUCCGUCCCGAACCACUCGGAUGCAAUGGGUACGAAGGGGUCGAUUUAUUGGAAACCAGUUUCGAGUACGCGAGACGCUGUGCACAGUGGAACAUGAGCUUAUCGAUGUCUCGCAGCACGAUCGGUCACGGACCCAGUUUUCCCUGGACUCCCUGCGAGUCCAUUUUCCAGGAGGCAAGGCAUCUUCAAGGAAACUCUCUUUCCUACACUGUAGGAACCACA
This is a messenger RNA of Pisolithus orientalis, 1237 nucleotides long. Its product is annotated as chromosome segregation protein Spc25-domain-containing protein. The record is from RefSeq and is a predicted model, not a curated record. Gene Ontology annotation, biological process: chromosome segregation. NCBI's taxonomy places the organism in Eukaryota, Fungi, Basidiomycota, Agaricomycetes, Boletales, Pisolithaceae. Gene Ontology annotation, cellular component: Ndc80 complex. The transcript has 4 exons. Bases 21 to 761 code for a protein of 246 amino acids.